This is a messenger RNA of Carica papaya (papaya), 735 nucleotides long. RefSeq names its product Anther-specific protein agp1-like protein. The record is from RefSeq and is a predicted model, not a curated record. Lineage: Eukaryota; Viridiplantae; Streptophyta; Magnoliopsida; Brassicales; Caricaceae.
CUAUAUAAAACCUCCAACGUAUUUCCCUUCCCUCACCAUCUCCCCCUGUUCCAUCUCCUGCAGUACUCUUUUCUCUACUUGGGUUUAGAGAAGUACUGCAUCAAAUUUCUUUCCAACUUUUAAUUCAACACUUCAUAACAAUGGCACGCAAGUUCAUUCUUGUUGCUCUCAUGUUGGUAGCCAUUGUUGCCUUUGUAUCUGCUGAUACAUCUGAACCUGCAGAGGAUGUCGGGGCCACUGCGGCAGAGGCACCCAUCGACCCUGAUCACAUUGGAACAACUGAUAAUGAUGCAGCCUCUCCUGGUGCUGCGGUUGCCGGCCCCCUUAGCAGUGAAUCUGCCUUUGCCGCCACUCCAGCAGAGACACCCAACAGCGGUGUGGCUGCUCUCCACCUCUCUGCAGCUGCAGUUGUUGGAGUGUCUGCCGUCGCUGCCUCCUUCUUGUUCUAAGCUUGCUGGGUGCAUCAAUCAACACCCUUACCCUUCCCUCUUUGUAUUUACAUGAGUGGCUUAAUUAGAGAAGAGAUAAGAAUAUGCUAUUCAUGUUCAUUUGUAAUGGUUGUUUUGUUUCUACUUUAUUGACAACCUGACUCUUUUUUCUUUCUCAUACUCUUUUAAUUUGAAUAACACUUUGGAAAAGAAAUUGCAGAAUGGAUUUUCAGUCUUUUUCACUCUUCUCAUUCAAAUGUAUGUCUGCAUGUAUUUGUGCACGUACUAUAUCAUUAUAAUGAUAUCU